AUGCGUUUCUUCUUUGCUCUCCCUCUCUUCCUCAGCGCUGCUUUCGCGCUCAAUGCCUCUGAGGCCGAACUCAACGUCGCUCAGAACGACCUGAACAUUCUGCAAGCCAAUGGCUGCAGCACCCUGAAGUGCGUUUCCUCCCUGGCCGGUACCACCGCCUCCUGCGCUGCUGCCGCUGCUGAGCUCGGUGCCAGUAUGUCCCUCGCAGUGUCCUUGCAUGUCGAGAGAGAAAAGGAAGAAAGAAAGAAAUGGAGGCUAACGAUUCUCUCCCUACAGACCCUAUUGCUGACCUUGCCUGCUUCGGCUCCGUCGGCACCACCGUUGCCAACGAUGUUUGCCAGGGCUGCUUCUAAAUAG
Molecule: messenger RNA, 357 nt
Organism: Rasamsonia emersonii CBS 393.64
Lineage: Eukaryota; Fungi; Ascomycota; Eurotiomycetes; Eurotiales; Trichocomaceae
Exons: 2
Coding region: 1-357 (118 amino acids)
Source: RefSeq, a predicted model, not a curated record